AUGACCGAACCCCGCGCCCGUCACAGGCGUCAAAACGCCGCCAUCUUCCCCCCAAAAGACCUCUUGGAACUCCUCUACUCCUUCGGCGACAGCCCCCAACCGCUCAACACCACAAUCCAGACCCUCGACGAGAUCCUCACAGACUUCAUCAUCGAAACCUGCCACGGCGCAGCCCUCUGUGCUUCCUACAGCCGCCGCCAGAAGAUCAAAGUCGAUGACUUCCGCUGGGUGCUGCGGCAUAAUCCGAGUAUGUUGGGCAGGGUAGGAGAGCAGUUGUUCCGGGAGAAAUGGUUGAAGAGUCAGCGGAAAGCGAUGGAUUUUGCGGAUUAUGAGAAGGAGGCGCGGGUGGGACAGCUGGAGGAUUUGGUUGAUGCGGCUGGGGUGGAGGUGGAGAAGGAGAGUGGAACGACGAAGGGCAAGGGGAGGGGGAAGAAGAGGAAGGCGAAGGACGAGGGACGAGAUGGUGGGACAAAAAAGCCUGCUGUUUGA
Molecule: messenger RNA, 489 nt
Organism: Lecanosticta acicola
Lineage: Eukaryota; Fungi; Ascomycota; Dothideomycetes; Mycosphaerellales; Mycosphaerellaceae
Source: the annotation of a GenBank genome assembly